AUGCAUCCACUCCAUCUCAACCACCCAUCUCCAAAUCCAAACAUGAAGACCAUAGAAGAAGAACAACAACACUGCUCCUUAUGUCCUUCUCCUGAUGCUCCAGUAAAUUACCAAUCCAUACUAUCCUCUACUACUUCAUCGAGCAAUACUCUUACAAGUACACAUGCAGAUCGUUCUCCCAAACGAUCUCUCUUCAAGCAAGCAAAAUUAAAGUUGAAACAAUGUAAGGAAGGUAUUGGAGUGAUGAUCAGCUUGUUUGCAUUCCUUCCACGCAAGCAAGAAAACGCUCGCCUCCAUUCGUAUGGCUCUUCCACAAACAACACCAACCAGUUCGUGGCAACAACAUCGCAAAGCCUUUAUCAAGACUUGCUAGUUCAAGUGUGA
Molecule: messenger RNA, 384 nt
Organism: Naegleria lovaniensis
Lineage: Eukaryota; Heterolobosea; Eutetramitea; Acrasida; Naegleriidae
Exons: 1
Coding region: 1-384 (127 amino acids)
Source: RefSeq, a predicted model, not a curated record